AUGUUACUAGUGAAAACGUUAGUGAUUUCUUUAAUUUGCAGACGUUUAAGGCUGGAGUUCAACCAAAACCGUUGUGAUUACUACACGGAAAUAGAUGCUGCUUAUCUUCAUGGCUUAGAUUCCAAAGAAGAAUAUAGUUACGAUGAUGAUAGAGAAGACGCUGUUGAUAAUUUAAAUAACAUCUUUAAAAAACAGAUUACAGUCAAGAACUUUCAUGAUGAAAUAACAAAUGUUGAACAAGAUUCUUGGAAUAUCCUGAUGCUUCCAGUACGUAUAAUUAUGCGAUAUAAUAUUAAGGAAGGAGGCCAUCAGAUCAAAAUAUAUUUUCGACGUAUAGACGUAUACCUAAAAUAUCUGCGUUCUCCACUGUAUUUUUACAAUCUAUAUAAUCAAUCCCACACUUUUCGAAGUUGUUUAUAGACUUUCUUAUGCCUGCAAAGCCUUAUGAUGGUGAAGUAUAGUUUAUAUAUGCUAUUGCAUGUUGUUCACUAUUGGAAUGGCGACGCUUCAAACUAAAUUAACGUCUUCUUCAUAGAUCGAAGUUAUCAACAAAAUAUUUUCAUAUCUGACGUUUACUGAUUUUGGAAAUCUUUCCCGAUCUUGCAGGCAAGUAAUAUUCUCAGGGGCGCACAUUCGCAAAAAAUUUGGGGGGGCGUUCUAUGUGCUGGGACCGACUUUUGUAGUAUUUGUGUUUGGUAAGAAAAGCCAACUAUUUAAAGCGCAUAGACGGUAAGACGGGGAUAGUAUUCCAAAAGUUUAAAUAAACGUUCAGUUUUUCAGAACUUUUGCAGUGGUCUAAACUUUCGGAUGGGGGGCGGGGGCAAAAUUUUUAUGGAUUUCGAAUGCGAGCGCCGUAGGCGCGAGGAAAAUUUUGAAUUUCUAGAUUCAUUAGAACGCUAUUUCACGUAUUUUAGGAUGAGGUUUGAAGAAAAGUUAUACAACCACAAAAAGGCAUUUCUAAGUCGCCUAAUGUUGUUAGAUCGAAAAAAUGUUUAUGUAAAUAGUAUUGUACACGCAAAUACAACAGCAAAAUGGCAUGAUGCCUUCGUUUUUGUAGAAGUCGGUCAUGAGUGUUGCUCUGAGCGCAAAUUCAAGUUCAAAUGUGCUUUAAAGCAACCAGCAUUUUUUACUGGAGUUAGGAUUCUAUAGGUAGGGAAGACUUCAACUUUAUUGGCAAACAGAGGAGAUGGGUAUCAUUAUUCACACAUCGUACCCCCACCCCAAUUUCUGUCCGGAUUUCAGCUUUCCACAAGGGCAGUCCUUCUGACCAUUGCAGAGCCCCCCGAGCCCCCAUCUUGGCUACGCCGCUGAUUUACUUCUGCCUUCCAAAGUUUCAGCUUUUGCGACAAAACUAACAAUGCGCAUUUUAACUGCACCGCGGGGGCUUGAGGUAAUCGGAUCGCAUUACGUUGGCUGAACUGUUGCAACACAGAAGUUGAUUAUUUGCUCUCUUGGUUUGUGUCAGUGAACUCUAAUUUGUGUAUAUUCGUUUUUCUUUGUCUAAUUCGUUUUUCUUAUGUUUAUGCAACUUCCAUUUCCAGAAUGUCCACCUAUUACUUUUUUCGACACAAAAUGAUAUCUUUCAGAUUUUAGCCGGACCGACUUUUUCGUCCCCAUUCAGGUUUUGGGACCGACUUUUUAGAUAUAUUUCACAAAACAUGGGGGGGUGUCACACCCCCCCACACACCCCCCUAAUGUGCGCCCCUGAAUAUUCUUUGAGAAUCCUAUGAGACUUUUGUUUUUCGGGGAUUUUUAAGUUUAUAUAUGAUGUUAAACUAUUUUUGUAAAGAUCUUUCCAAGAUUAUUGCUAUGAUCCAUUGUGGUUCAAGGAAUUUGACCUGCAACCCUACUGGCAGAAGGUAUGUAGUAGUGCAAACGCCAGUCAUAAAUUUGCGACUGCCGCACAGCCUCCUCCUGUUGUGACGUGCGAGCCUGCAAAAAUUCUCCAAAUUUGUAAUUGCUGCGGAGCAAGCGAGCCUGAAGCGAGCGAGCGUAGCAGCAACCUAAUAUAUGCAGAGAGGGGGUUUUGAACUAAAUUUUAUUAAGCGCACGGAAUUGUGGUCGUGCGCGCUUUCUAUGCGCAGAACACACAUUUUAAACUCGCUCGAGUUUUCGAAUUUUUAUCGAAUUUUUAAAGCUUUUUCAAGUCUAAUGUUACGCAACUUACGCUUACAUUUGUUUUGGACUUUGGCCACUAUCAGUUCUAUAUUUUAAUCAAGUUUUGGUUUCUUAGUGUGAUCAAUCUGUGUAUAUAGUCUAUAUAAUGUGGUAGAUGCGCCUAGCAUUAAACAGACUUGAUAUGAAAUCUGAUCCUUAAUUUCCUGUAUGUCAAUGAGACGUACAUGUUUAAUAUAUGUCACCUCUGAUUGCCCUUUAACCCCUGGUCUUUUGCUUGCAUGACUCUUGACACUUGCUAUUUCAAUGUAUAUUGCUUCUUCUCAGUUCCAUUCACAGCUCACUAGACGCUGCGAGUAAUCACUGUGCUUGAUAUAAUUUGUGCUUUUUACUGUAGUUCUAUUUGCUUCUAAUGCCCGCAGCAAUCCCUACCUUGCAGGUACCCUAGUCUAUGACAUUUUAAAGACAUUAGACAGCUGAUUUAGAAAAGACGACGAGGCAAAUACGACGACGCAGUCUCAGUUUCAGUUCAAUAUUGAGAGCUAAGGAACUUGAUUACUGUAAUAAAUUGAAGCUUUAUAAAAUAAUCUUACAAACGGCUAAGUUCGGGAAAAACGAUCCGGUGUCGGCUAUGAGACAGAUUUUAUAGAAAUGAAGUGGAUGAGAAUUUUAUAUACUGACACACUCUCAAAUUGUACAAGCAUUCAGCAAGAGGUGCUUCAGUUAUAACGGUGCCUUGCAUUGGAAUAUUCUUCCCCAUGAGGCAAAAAUUGCUCAAUCCUUAAGCUCUUUGAAAUCAAUAUUAAAACAAAGAAUGAGUUGAAACGUGCCUGUGUAUGAUUAAAAAUCAUUGUAUUUUCUUAUCAUAUUUUGUAUUCCUUGUAAAUAGUUAAUUUUAUAUUUCACGCCCCUCAUGUAAAUCAGCCUCCCAACGGCUGUUGACGCUAGCGUGAUUAAAUAAAGUUUGUAUGUAUGUAUGUAUGUUUAUUCACUUUGCUCCAAUGUCGUGAAAAUCGUUUAGUUCAACGUUGUAUUGAGAAUGAGAACGGUGUUGAGGAUACCCCUGGGACCGCAAAUUAUUCAAACUUUUUGUUUUCUAUGAAGAAUUUCUUUGUUUCAGUUCGCGUCACGUUUUCUAAAUCAGUUUAUUAAAACCACUAGAACAUGAAAUAAUUUCUGUGUCACAGGUAGAGAUAUACUCUACAGCAUUAAUUGAACAUAAUUAAUCUUGGAAUAUUUUACCCCUCUCCGUUUAUUAGCCUUGCAUUAUUCUCAAAGAAUGUAAAUCUAUAUUUUCUUUUGAUCUAGGUCGAUAAAUUUAAUCUUCAAUGCUUAAGUGAAAGAUGUCGAUCAACAGAAAAACUUAGAUUAUCGUGGUGUGGUUCUAGUGAUACGCUGUCUUCACUCGAUUUUUCAAGGUAUAUUUUGCUUCCUAGGCACGCCCUCUAUAUGCAUAAGCUCAGCUUGGCACAUACUAUAUAGUUGGCGUCUUCCCCAAGAUAAUUUUAAUUCCUUAUCAUGGGUGUAUGUUGGAGGCACGGGGAUGUCAAAAGAGAAUUCCAGUUUGACUCUACCAAAUAUUACUGCUCCCUCAUGUGGUAAGGACACACUGGAUCAAUAAGUGACGGCACUUGUACCGGAACUCAGAGAAGCUAGAACAGUGAAUUUAUAGAACUGCCCGAUAUAGAGAUAUUCAGUGUAGAUAUAAAGUUAUCUAUAAUUUAAUUUUAAUUGGAUGCAAAACACGACUAUAUUUUACCAUUUUAGUUUUCUUCAAACGAUCAGUGGAAAGUUAAGAUGCUUGUACCUGUCAUGCUGUAGAUUUGUUGAUCAAAAUGCUUUGAUAUUGAUUACGAAAGUCUGCCCUCAACUCGAAGGUAUAGUCGCUGGAAAUGUUUGUAUUUAUGUGACAGAGUUUACAUACAUACAUCCUUAAUUCCUAUAAUGAUUGUCAAAAUUUUUGUUUUUAGAGUUAGAUUUAUCGUCUUGUAUUGACAUCCCAAGUGAAACAUUUGACGAACUUGCAAAACUAACGAAUUUAAAAAGAUUAAAUCUCUACCGAACACAGAUAACCGAAAAUAAUUUUGAGAAAAUUGCCAGGUAAUUUCAACAAAAAUUGCAAUCUUUGUGUUAUGAAGCGGUAUAGUGUUUCUCAAAGAAUGCUUAGCACCCAAAUAUUUAUUUUUUUAAAAAAUCAUUGUUUCUGAUCGGUUAUUGGCAACUGUGAAAUAGUCAUAUCAAUUCAAUGACUGACCAAAUAUGGAGUUGUGACAUCAUGCAAUAUGAAAAAAAUAUUGCACGCUAUGACGUUUUGCGCGAGCCGACAAACUUGUUUUUCAGAUUUUAGCCAGUUGUAUACACAAACCAGACAUUGUUUAAAUUUGCUCACUUGAGCCUAAAUAUUAACCGUGCAACCUGAUUUCUCAAGCUUUUAAACUUUAACUGGCGAAUAGCGUGUUAUACGGUGAACUUUGAAGUGCCAAACUACGGGUCGCCACCAAUCCAUGCGAUACAACUAAAGAAUAUAUUCCCUAAAGAACGAGUCUUGUUUAGGAAACCUAUGACAAAACACUACUUUUAAGUUAUGCCAGAGCAGUCUGAGCAGCAGGGGCGUAGGAAGCAGUCAAAAGAUUGGGGGGGGGGGGGCACCGGCUUCUAGGGGCACUUUGGGUAUUGAAAAGGGCACCUAAAAAAUUUUUCCCGGAAAUGCUGGCGACGGGGGGGAGAAGAAAAAUUUUCCCGUCGUACCAUAUCGAAAUUGCGCGUUCUUGACCACAUUUUUUUAAAAAACUUGGAAAUUUCCAAAGAAAAAGGGCACCUUUGAUAUUAAUUUAGUAUUUACAGCGACAUUGGCUUGUAUACAAAAAGGGCACUUUUCAUCGUAAAAAAGGGCACUUUUAGUCCUUUGAAAAAAUGGGGGGGGGGGAGGGCGGGGCACGUGCUUGCUGAGCAGCAACUAUUGCCUCAGAGUUACUGCUGAAGGAGCCAAUCAGAACGCUUGAAAGCCAUUUUUCAAUAUUGCAUUUAUACUAAUAUGUGAUGGUAAUUUUAACAUUUACUUUGUUUAAUCAUUCCCUAGCUUUUAUACUUUGUUGUGUACUUAAAGGUCUUGUACAGAAUUAAUGCAUAUUAAUCUGGGAGGAUGUUUUCAAUGCACAAAUUUCGAUGAAGCAAUGAAAUACUUGGAAUAUUGUCCGUAAGUUGUCUCAUUCUUUGUUAAAUUAUUUGCUGGCUAUUUACACCUGAAAUGCUAUUUACCUUCCUCAAAAUAAUGUGAGUUUUGGCCUUCUCAAAUUGCUAAAUAUAGAAAUUAUGAUUUAUGUCAUUCAGAAUCGGUUUCUUAUUCCUAUUUCCUGCUGACUAUAUAGUAUUUAGCACUGAUCCGCUGAUAGUGUUGAGUAGAGUGUUCCACAUUAAACCUUCCUCACUGACCUCACAUAUGGUAAACAUUCCUUACUGACCUCACAUAUGGUAAACCUUCCUUACUGACCUCGCAUAUGGUAAACCUUCCUCACAGACCUCACAUAUGGUAAACCUUCCUUACUGAUCUCACAUAUGAUAAACCUUCCUCGCUGAUCUCACAUAUGGUAAACCUUCCUCGCUGACCUCACAUAUGGUAAACCUUCCUCACAGACCUCACAUAUGGUAAACCUUCCUCACUGACCUCACAUAUGGUAAACCUACCUCACGGGUGGUACCCGCAUACCCGCAGCUCUUUUUUGCAACUCUGGAACAAGUGCGAGUUAAUUUUUCUGGAGUUGAAUUUUGAGUUUGUUUCCUGUGUUAAAAACAGCCUACCUUUUAAAUUAACAGAAAGGAAGGAGGUCUGCAGUACUUUGAGUUGUAUACGUGCUAGAAAAGAAAUUUAAUAUUUCAACCUGGUAUACUGAUUUUCAUUCUUAGUGACAGUGUUGUUCAUAUUUGUCUUUUACACAGAAAUCUUGUAUCGCUAGACUUAUGGAGAGCAAAGUCUCUAACUCCAAAUGGAAUCGACAGUAUUUAUAAAAACUGUCCCAACCUCGAAGAAAUAGAUCUUGGCUGGUGGUAAGAGAAUGAUAAUUUUUACAUGAGGCAAUUUAGACAGUGAAUACAUAACAUCAUCUUAACAAUACAGUACAUAGACACACGAGCGCCAAAUAAAUAAUGUUAGUGACUUGUAUAGCAUUCCUUUUAUGGGCAUUGCAUAUUCAAUAGAGUGAGAUGCCAACAAGAUCUUGAUAUUUGUCCAUAACUUAACAUGGCAGUACCCUGGUAUAUAUGCAUGAACUUGUCGGUGGAGCUCGGAAACUGGACCCUGUGGCUUGGUUGGAGCGCUGCAUCGGAAUCGCAGAACCAGGGACGGCGGAACGAUAUGACGGCAAGGGGGGGGGCAGAAUUUCGUGAAAGGGCACUUUUGAAUUGACAUAUACUAAGAGAUGUUUACAAAACAUCGGGGGUUGAACUUCGCCUAAUCAUAUUUUCUAUUUAUUGGAUGAUAGGGGUGUGAGGGGGUCUCCGCCAGGCGAUUGUGCUAUUCUUGAAGCUCCAACAAUUACUUUAUGGUUUUCUUGUUUGGAUGGCCUGAUCCAAACACUUGGGAAUAAGUUAAGUUAAGAAAAGCGCAAGAGUUAAGAAAAGCGCGCAAAAUCACUCGCCUUCGGCUCGUGUUUCGCGCGCUUCUCUUAACUCUCGCAACAUUCCCGCGUGUUUGGAUCAAGCCAUCCAAACACGGAAACCAAUAAAGUAAUUGUAUAAUCGUAUGAUCAAAAUCAAUGCGAAGCGUAAUGCACAUAAAAGAGCCAUAGGCAAAACGUUUAUUCUGUGUCCUUGGUUAAGGGGCCUAUACUGCCACGGUAAUUGCUAGAUAGUAUACUUCAAAAUAAGGUUUCCGUUUUGAUAACGUAGAAAAAACUAUCCUAACGCAAAACUAAACCCUAACACUAACCCCAACCCUAACCCCCAACCUAACCCCUAACCUAACCCUAACUUAUUUUAAAAAUUGAUAUAUUCAAAAUAUUGAAGUAUACUAUCUAGCAAUUACCAUACUGCCACCAGCAUGGUGCGGUACUUUCCGCAUGUUCGUGAUCACGUUCGUGAUCACAUGUUCGCGAUAUUUAUGUUCGGCGUAUAUCAAGACCUGAAACCUGAAAGAAUCGCCGGUAUAAAAAGUAUAUGCAUGUAUCAAACAGCCUGUAAAUACAUCUAAAUAAUAUUUAUUCUAUGCCAUACAUAUGAAUAGGGAAGAUUUCAAGUUCACCUGUGUGCACUGUUGCCAUGAAUACGUACAUUGUUAGCCUUUAUUGUAGUCUUUUUAAUGUCCAUGCUAAUAAAUUUUUUACUUCCCUUAUAGUAAUAAUGUUACAAUACAUGGUUGGUUGCGUCUCCUGGUUACUCACUGUCAGAAGAUUAAAAAGAUUUUCUUGACCGCUCUAAGGUAAUGCCAAAAUUUAUACAGUAAAGCUCUAAUAUUUUCUGAAAGUGGGCAUAAUACUUUAUUGUAACGAUAUAUUGAUUGGUAAAUUGAAGCUAAUUAUUUCCAUGUUUGCUGACUCAUGUUUCAAUAUUGCUAUACUCCAUGUAAGUCAUUAGUCUCCCUCACAGCCGUUCUUUGUGUCUAGGUUUCUCCUCACGAACGGCUGCUCACUCGAGCACAACAUUCCAUUCCCUUUGUCUUACGUUAGCCAAUCAGAUUUAGCGACAUAAAUAUCUAAAUAAAUUUAGCGACAUAAAUAUCUUAAUAAGUCCAAGGUCAUGUUUCCGAAAUUUAGAAACAUUACUGUGAUUGGUUGUUUUCAGGAAAGGAAUGUUGUGCUCGAGUGAGCAGCCGCUCGUGAGGAGAAACCUCGACACAAAGAGCGGCUGGGAGGGAGACUAGUAAGUCAUCUGUGUUUUUUUUUUAUAGAACUGUAUCUGACGAUGAUCUCAUUGCCAUUUUUGAAAACUGUACUUUCUUAGAACAACUCGACAUUCUUGGAAACUCGAAUAUUUCAAAGAAAUCUGCAGACACGUAAGCUUUAUAUGUUAUAUUUUACAAAAGGUAUUUUAGGAUUAGGUAAUCAUGCAACCGCCAAUUAAACACUACAUAGUUGUACCAUAUUUCAAUUGGAUCCUAUAUUGGAGAAGGUGUGAUUUUCCGUAUUCUAUGCAGCUAAUUCAGCACAAGAUUGCCCUAUCCACAGUGCCCUAUCCAAAGCAAA
Molecule: messenger RNA, 8291 nt
Organism: Paramuricea clavata
Lineage: Eukaryota; Metazoa; Cnidaria; Anthozoa; Malacalcyonacea; Plexauridae
Source: the annotation of a GenBank genome assembly